GUUGACUUAUGUGCUAAAAAAUGUUGUUAAUACUUGAUGUGGCAACAUCACUACUUUUUGACGUGGAACUGGCAAGUCUUGUCUUGUUAAAAUGGUUUGUCGUUUUUGCUGUUGCUACUGAGCGUAACUGUAUCUACUAUCAAGAUGUGGUACCAGAACAAACGUACUAUAUCUACAACAACGAGUACCCAAAUUUUUAUCGCCCUUCGACAUCAUGUCAAUGGAACGUCAGAAGCCCUCCUGACACCGUUGUCGUCUUAAAUUGCGAAAUAGACAUACCUGCUACUCAGCAUUGCCAAACAGACAGACUUUCCAUUUCGACCACAGGGGAUCAAGAUUUUAGCAAUUCUAGAAGCUACUGUGGAAAUAAUUCCUUCUCGACGAUAUCAGAGAGAAAUUUCUUGACUGUUGGUCUAUUUUCAGGUAAUACAAGUACUGGUGGUAAAUUUGUUUGCUCUGUAGAAGCCAUGAGAGUGGCACCUAGAUGGUGUUUCUGCAGCUACCAAGAAGAAGAGACAAAAUUCGUCAAAGGUGAAGAAACCGGAGUUAAUGAGUUCCCAUGGAUGGCAGCAAUCGUCGACGUCUCCAUACAUAAUGUAUUUUGCGGAGCGAGUCUCAUUUCAGUCCACUAUGCUCUAACAAGUGCCUAUUGUCUUCGUGGUCAGGUACCAACCAACGUUGCGUUGUUGGUGGGAGACCACGAUGUUUCAACUGGAAGCGACACAUCCGCCGCAGCCCUUUACCGAAUUUCAGAUUUCUUCCAACACCCUGGAUACAACAUAAUGGACGAAAGUAACAAUAUCGCGGUACUCAAAACUUCUACACCCAUUAGAUUCAGCUCCAAAGUAGGUCCUGUUUGCUUACCUUUUAGGUACGGACGACGAAACUUUGUAAACGACACAGUCACAGUUUUGGGUUGGGGUUUCAAAGAUUUUGCAGGUCAUAAAUCAGACACCUUGCACAAAGUUAAUUUAACCGUGGUUUCAAACUCGUACUGUGCUCAGAAUUUGGAGCAACAUAUUCAUCCAACUCAGAUGUGUACAUACACACUUGGAGAAGAUUCCUGUGCGACUGAUUCUGGAGGGCCUCUUCUUUGGAGAAAUUCUAGUUCUGGAAGAUUUCAAUUGGUCGGUUUGGUUUCUUCUCCUUUGACUUGUGCUACUAAUGCACCAGCUGUCAAUACAAGAGUUACCAGCUUCUUGUCGUGGAUAGUUUCUGUCACUAAUGAUACUAUAUACUGCGUUAAUUAGGUCCUUGUAAAUUCUAAUUUAAGAAAAUGACAAUUGGUACUUAUGGGUAC
This is a messenger RNA of Zophobas morio, 1300 nucleotides long. RefSeq names its product venom serine protease-like. The transcript is spliced from 7 exons. Gene Ontology annotation, molecular function: serine-type endopeptidase activity. Gene Ontology annotation, biological process: proteolysis. Bases 21 to 1250 code for a protein of 409 amino acids. The record is from RefSeq and is a predicted model, not a curated record. NCBI's taxonomy places the organism in Eukaryota, Metazoa, Arthropoda, Insecta, Coleoptera, Tenebrionidae.